GUAGCGGAGUCACGACACGAUUGAUAUUGUCCAAUAGAUACUACAUUGCCGGGCGUAAUUCCAUAUUUCCUCCUCUCGGCGUCAGGAUGUAAUAAUCUGCGUGUUUGCAAAUGGGGCGAACGUCGAGAAAACGCCGUCGGAAGAAGAGGCUUAGUUUCGUAGAGUUGAAUGAGAUCACUGACGAGUCUCUGAUAGAUUUAAAAUCCUGGCUUCUAAGUAAAAACUGCGUGUCGAUUCGUUACUUGACGCCAGAACACUUUCCGCUCACAGGCAGAGGCUUGAAAACAUUGAAGCGCGUCGAACGUGACGAAGUACUGAUUCGACUGCCGCUUCGAACGCUGUUAACGACAGACGUCUUGUCGCGCAGUGAUGUCAAAACUUUAUUCCUGCGUACCACCGAUAGUUUCACCCCCCAGUGUAUGCUCGCAACGUUUCUCGUGUACGAGACGCACUUGGGGACGGAGUCAAAGUGGUAUCUUUAUCUGAAGACGCUGCCGCGAUCUUUCACGAAUCCGGAUUUCUGUUCCAACAAAGAGAAAGCAGCGUUGCCCGGCUUCAUCUCGCAUCCUUUACGUCAAGCCCACAAAUUGCAAGCAGAUUUUUCUGUGCUAGUAAAACGCCUGGAUGUCGAUAGAAGCCGUUGUCCUCAUUGCAGCGUGCGAAUGCAAAAGAUAAUAACGUUUGCGAGGUACAAAUGGGCGUACUACGUUGUCAAUACACGGGCGGUAUAUAUAGACGCUGAGUGUUGCAGCGGCAAUGUAAUCGAUCGUGCUCAGAAGAAGAAGAGCGUGCCGCAAUCUAAAUCCGUCGUGCCGCCAGUGAAAUUCGUAUCGGUUGUUACGGGAUUAACCGGAGCAAAGCCUGGCCAGCAGAAAAGAAACUGCUUCCAUCCAGGCGUCUCUAGCUUAGGCAGAGAUGGCAUUGAUUCGGACGAUAAAUCGGUCACCAGCACGGACAUGUUAAAGGGCAUGCUAAGAUACAUUUGGCCAGAAGACGAUCCAGAAAUACGAAAAAGAGUGAAAAUAGCGGUGGGUCUACUUGUGGGAGCUAAGGUCGUAAACGUUCUUGUACCAUUUAUUUUCAAGUAUGCGAUAGACAUUUUAAAUGCCCAUACCGCAGCGAUGUCUGGCACCGCUGCGAUGAAUUUAGCAACCGCACCUGCCGCAGUCGCGACCGUGGCAACGUCGCUGCUUGUCGGAUAUGGAAUAGCACGGGCUGGAGCGGCCGGUUUCAGCGAGCUUAGAAACGCGGUGUUCGCGAAGGUCGCGCAGCACUCUAUUCGCAAGAUAGCGAAAAACGUUUUCGUGCAUCUGCACAAUCUCGACAUGGCUUUUCACUUGAGCAGACAGACCGGUGCUCUAUCAAAAACAAUCGACCGUGGCAGCCGCGGUAUUAAUUUCGUUUUGAACGCCAUGGUAUUUAACAUUGUACCAACAGUAUUCGAACUGGCGUUAGUUAGUGCGAUAUUGGGGAUAAAAUGCGGACCAGAAUACUCGGCCGUGGCGUUGGGUUGCGUGGGCGUUUAUACCAUAUUCACGUUAAGUGUCACACAGUGGCGCACCAAAUUCCGAAUACGUAUGAAUCAAGCAGAAAACGAAGCGGGUAAUAAAGCAAUAGAUUCGCUUAUCAAUUACGAAACAGUAAAGUAUUUCAACAACGAGAAAUUCGAAGCGGAAAGAUACGAUCAAUCUUUGAAGAAAUAUGAAACGUCAUCCCUCAAGACCAGCACGAGCUUAGCGAUGUUGAACUUCGGGCAGAAUGCCAUUUUCAGCGGUGCGCUAAGUCUCAUUAUGGUACUGGCAGCAAAAAAUAUCAUAAAUGGCACUAUGACCGUCGGUGAUUUAGUGAUGGUGAAUGCCUUGUUGUUUCAACUCUCAGUUCCUUUAGGUUUUUUGGGCUCUGUCUAUCGAGAAGUGAGACAAGCUUUUAUCGACAUGCAAACCAUGUUUACUCUCAUGACAACGGACACUGCAAUCAAAUCGAAAGAAAACGCACUGAGAUUUUACGUGACGGCGGAUUCGUCGGAAAUUCAAUUUAGAAAUGUAAAUUUUCAAUACGUUGAAGGAAAGUCUAUUUUUAAUAAUGUAUCAUUUACUAUACCGAGUGGCAAGAAGAUUGCUAUUGUUGGAGGCUCCGGUUGUGGCAAAACUACAAUUGUGAGACUGCUGUAUAGAUUUUUCGAACCACAGAGUGGUGAUAUUUACAUCAAUGGUCACAACAUUCGAGACGUCGAUUUAGAGGACCUCAGGCAAUGCAUCUCAAUUGUGCCACAGGAUACGGUACUCUUUCACGAGAGUAUAUAUUACAAUCUGCACUAUGGUAAUUUGAGAAAAUCGCGCGACGAAGUUUACGAAGCUGCGAGAAUGGCGAAUCUACACGACUCGAUACUGAAGUGGCCGCAAGGAUACGACACACCCGUGGGGGAACGCGGUUUGAAAUUGAGUGGCGGAGAAAAACAAAGAGUUGCAAUCGCCCGAGCAGUCUUGAAAGACAGUCCUAUACUGAUUUUUGACGAAGCUACCUCCUCAUUGGACUCCAUCACAGAACAUAAUAUACUUGAUGCCCUACAUAAGGCGACGGAAAAACGAACUUCAAUCGUGAUCGCACAUCGUUUAAUGACCGUUAUGGAUGCCGAUGAUAUACUUGUGCUAGAUCAGGGUAAUUUAAUCGAAAGGGGAACACACGAGUCAUUGUUAUCUAUACCAAAUUCCUUGUACAGCAAAUUGUGGGAAACUCAGUAUUUAGGCGCGAAGAGAUCACAAGAAGAACAAGAGAAGAAUCAAACUAUACAAUUUAAUUGAAGAUAGUAUAAUCUAGAUAGAGAUACUAUUUAUUAUACAACACUGAAUGAAAGUCUUAGUCUUUUUAAAUAAUUUUGUCUCAAAUGUUGUUUUGUAAUUAAGACUUGACAGAGUGAGAUAUGCAAAAGUAGAUUCGUAAAUAUAAAUGAAAUGUCAGUGCUGUACAUACAAAUACAAGUAUUAAAGAUGGGCAACGAUAUCUGUUACAAAUGUCAGUGUACAUAUAUUAAUAUUAAAAAAUAAUAAACAAAUGUUACGCUCUUGUAAUCUUAUUACAAA
Messenger RNA from Wasmannia auropunctata (little fire ant), 3080 nucleotides. RefSeq names its product ATP-binding cassette sub-family B member 7, mitochondrial-like (gene ABCB7). The coding region runs from base 111 to 2801 and encodes 896 amino acids. Gene Ontology annotation, molecular function: ATP binding; ABC-type transporter activity; ATP hydrolysis activity. Gene Ontology annotation, biological process: transmembrane transport; intracellular iron ion homeostasis. Gene Ontology annotation, cellular component: mitochondrial inner membrane. The transcript is spliced from 12 exons. The record is from RefSeq and is a predicted model, not a curated record. NCBI's taxonomy places the organism in Eukaryota, Metazoa, Arthropoda, Insecta, Hymenoptera, Formicidae.